Messenger RNA from Helianthus annuus (common sunflower), 1077 nucleotides. Its product is annotated as protein TONNEAU 1a. Gene Ontology annotation, molecular function: protein binding. The record is from RefSeq and is a predicted model, not a curated record. Lineage: Eukaryota; Viridiplantae; Streptophyta; Magnoliopsida; Asterales; Asteraceae. The coding region runs from base 135 to 932 and encodes 265 amino acids. The transcript is spliced from 8 exons.
UCACACUCGAAAAAGAACACCCUCCCCCAAAUUCAGGAGGGGUUCUUCUUCUUCUUCUUCUUCUUCUUCUUCUUCUUCUUCUUCUUCUUCUUCUUCUUACAAAACACCCGAACAACACGAACCGUACACACAAGAUGGAUGAUUAUACCAGAGAAAUGAUGGACCUCAAGACCCUUGUCACUCGAACCCUUGAAAAGAAAGGGGUUCUUGCCAAGAUCAGAGCUGAGCUUAGAGCAAGUGUGUUUGAAGCAAUAGAGGAAGAGGAUAAGGUGAUUGAAAAGGAUGAAGGCUUGCCUCCUGCGCUUUUGGGGAGUUGCAACGACCGUGCAAGGCAGCUUCACGCUUCUCCAACUGGUCGGCUAUUGACGGCUCUAAUAUGUGAAUACCUGGAAUGGGCACAACUUAACCACACACUAAAAGUUUAUUUGCCAGAGUGUAAUUUGCAAAAGGAUGAUUGGAAAGCCGAAUUAAAAGGCUUAAGUAAUAAAUAUGGGUAUGACGCAAACCAAAACGGAGAUAGUGGUCCAUUGCUGUUGGAUGUACUUGCAGGGUUCUUGAAGGUUGAGAGUCAACCUCAAGGAAGAAGUAAUGGAAGGAGAUUAGUCACGCCCGAGCAGGACUCUUUGACCAACUUUGACUCACGGAAUCGAAGGUCAUCUUCAUCGUCUGUUAUUGGGGGCUUGCCUCCUCUCGGAAGGCAAAUCCCUUCUUCCCAGGCAUCUGAUCGAAGAGGCGGAUCCUCAAAUUCGGGCUACAGAAAAGAUGACUACAAUCGAAGAUACGAUAAUGAUGAUAUCCAAGACGAUAUGAUGCGUACAUCAACUGCCUUCGAAAACCUUCAGUUGGAUAGAAAGGCGCGUAAUUUAACAAGCUCUUGGCGGCAUGGAGGAGAUGGCAGCAGUGAAGAAGAUGGCAGGGUAGACCAUAUGUAACUUCAGUGGCUUUGACUUGAGUAUGUAGUCAACUUUGUGCUAUGUUUGUUGUUUAAAAGAUUUGGGAUUUGACCCUUUUGCCCUUUUUGGGCAUGAAUGUUAAUGUUCAUUUUAAUUUCUUUGGGUGAUUGUUUUUUUAUUUUUA